Magnolia sinica is the source of this 4605-nucleotide messenger RNA. Its product is annotated as myosin-1. The record is from RefSeq and is a predicted model, not a curated record. The transcript has 24 exons. Gene Ontology annotation, biological process: vesicle transport along actin filament; actin filament organization. Bases 466 to 4185 code for a protein of 1239 amino acids. NCBI's taxonomy places the organism in Eukaryota, Viridiplantae, Streptophyta, Magnoliopsida, Magnoliales, Magnoliaceae. Gene Ontology annotation, molecular function: actin filament binding; ATP binding; microfilament motor activity. Gene Ontology annotation, cellular component: cytoplasm; vesicle; actin cytoskeleton.
CUUCCUUUUUCAGAUCUGUUCGUAGAAAAAUGCCAAAAUGGGGCCCUCCGACCUGCUGCAAUUUGAAUUUCAGAUAAAGCAAAACGACGCCACUCUUUCGCAAUCGCCAUUUUCUCUAAUCUCUCUGCCUUAGCAGAUAUCUGCUUUUCUAAGGUUAGGUUUUGCACAAGGAAGAAAGGAAAACGACGCGCCUUUUGGCAUUUAUGGCUGAGAAAUCCCUCACCGAUUUUGUUUGAGAAGAGAAAAUGCAGCUGCUUUUCCGCCAUUACUCUCCCUUCCGAGGGCUUUUGCAUGGAGGUUAUGAGGAUAUAACAUCUGAAUUCAACGGACACUGCCUAAUUUUUACUCACAGAGGAAUGCUGAUUUCAUGUUAAAAGAGAUGUUGUUUCUUUGAGAAAAUCACAGUUGACUUCCAUUUGCGAUUGAGGCAUUUUGAUCUAGAUUCGGCCAUAGCCUAUCGGAAUCAUGUUGUCGACAGUGUCGCCUACUUCAACUGCUCGUAGCUCACUGGAGGAGAUGCUUGAAUCCAUCCGGCGUAGGGAUGACCGGCCAAAGGACGUACCACCUGCCUUGCCUGCUCGGCCAAAUUCAAGAGCACGGUUGCCCUCAUCGAGACGGUCAUUACCUAUCAAUUUCAAGAUUGGUGGUGCAGCACCUGAAUAUCUGCCCAAUGAUUCUGUAGGGAGGGAGGAGAAGAAAGAGGAUCAGGAUCCUCGGCAUGAUAAAGAAUCGGGUUUCAAAGGUGUGGUCUUUGGGAACAAAAAGUUGCUGAAGGACUUGCCGGCCGAAUCACCCUAUGUUAGGACGGCUGAAAAUGAGGAUUUUGAACAAAGGUCAGACGAAACAAUGGACAUAGAUACUGCAGCUGUGCCUCCCUCGUCAGCAUCGCCUUCAAAUGAAGAAUGCGGUUGGGGUGACAACAAUGGCUACCUUCUGAAGAAGAAACUUCGUGUUUGGUGUCGGCUUCCAAAUGGCCCAUGGAAGAUGGGAAGGAUACAAUCAAUUUCAGGAGUGGAUACUGUUAUUUCGCUUUCAGAUGGGGAAGUGGUGACGGUGUCCAGUGAAAAUCUAUUACCUGCAAAUCCAGAUAUCCUUGAGGGUGUCAAUGAUCUUAUUCAGCUUAGUUACCUGAAUGAGCCCUCUGUUCUCCACAAUCUUCAGUACAGAUAUUCUCAUGAAAAGAUUUAUACCAAAGCAGGGCCCGUUUUGGUUGCAAUCAAUCCCUUUAAAGAGGUGUCUCUUUAUGGAAAUAAUUUUGUUUUAGCCUAUAGACAGAAACUUAUGGACAGUCCACAUGUAUACGCUAUUGCAGAUACUGCCUUCAAUGGGAUGAUGAGAGAUGAACUGAAUCAAUCUAUCAUCAUUAGUGGUGAAAGCGGGGCUGGGAAAACAGAAACUGCAAAAAUCGCAAUGCAAUACUUGGCUGCACUUGGAGGUGGAAGUGGUAUAGAGUAUGAAGUUCUGCAGACAAAUUCUAUACUGGAGGCUUUUGGAAAUGCAAAAACUGCAAGGAAUGACAACUCUAGCAGAUUUGGGAAGCUGAUAGAAAUUCAUUUUGGUUCAACAGGAAAAAUUUGUGGUGCUAAGAUUCAAACCUGUAAGUUUGCUUUAAACAAAGUGGUUCAGAGAGCUAAAGGUGAACGAUCAUAUCAUAUCUUUUAUCAACUUUGUGCUGGAGCGCCUCCUCUUCUUAAAGAGCUGUUGAACCUGAAAGCAGCCAAUGAAUAUUAUUAUCUGAAGCAGAGUGGGUGUUUAACAAUCGAGGAUGUCGAUGAUGCUCAAAGGUUUCAUAUGCUCAUGGAGGCCUUGGAUAUCGUGCAAGUAUGCAAAGAGGAUCAAGAGAAUGCAUUUGCAAUGCUUGCUGCAGUGUUAUGGCUGGGAAACAUUUCUUUUUCGGUAAUUGACAAUGAAAACCACGUGGAAGUUGUGGAAGAUGAAGGUGUAACUAAUGCUGCAAAGUUGUUGGGUUGCAACACUUGUGACUUGAUGUUGGCCUUAUCCACUCGCAAAAUUCAAGCUGGCAAUGAUAAUAUUGUCCAAAAGCUAACCUUGCUGCAGGCCAUUGACGCUAGGGAUGCGUUAGCAAAAUAUAUCUAUGCUAGCUUGUUUGACUGGAUUGUGGAACAAAUCAACAAGUCACUGGAAGUAGGCAAGUGGCGUACUGGGAGAUCCAUAAGCAUCCUAGACAUCUAUGGAUUUGAAUCUUUUCAUAAGAACAGCUUUGAACAGUUUUGUAUAAACUAUGCAAAUGAGAGACUGCAACAACACUUCAAUCGGCAUCUGUUCAAACUCGAACAGGAGGAGUACAGCCAAGAUGGAAUUGAUUGGACAAAAGUUGAUUUUGAAGACAACCAAGAGUGUCUCAAUCUCUUUGAGAAGAGACCACUUGGCCUAUUGUCUUUGUUGGAUGAAGAGUCCACUUUUCCAAAAGCCACUGAUUUGACCUUUGCCAAUAAGCUUAAACAGCACUUGAGUGUUAAUUCCUGCUUCAAAGGGGAAAGGGGAGGGGCUUUCAGCAUUCGUCAUUAUGCUGGAGAGGUUUUGUAUAACACAAGUGGCUUCUUGGAGAAGAACAGAGAUCCUCUGCCCUCUGAUUCUAUCCAGCUUCUCUCAUCAUGCAGUUGCAAACUGCCUCAGUUAUUUGCGUCAAACAUGCUUAAUCAAUCUCAGAAGCCAGUGAAUCCACUGUGGCGGCUAAAGUCUGCUGAUUCCCAAAAACAAAGUGUCGGGACAAAAUUCAAGGGGCAACUGUUCAAACUGAUGCAGCAGUUGGAAAACACCACACCACACUUCAUCAGAUGCAUAAUGCCAAACAGUAAGCAGCUUCCUGGAAUGUAUGAAAAUGACCUUGUCUUGCAGCAGCUCAGAUGUUGUGGAGUCCUUGAGGUUGUUAGGAUAGCAAGGUCUGGCUAUCCAACUCGAAUGACACACCAACAGUUUGCUCGAAGGUAUGGUUUUCUUCUUUUGGAGGAUGUUACAUCCCAGGAUCCAUUAAGUGUUUCGGUGGCCAUUCUUCAGCAGUUCAAUAUCCUACCCGAUAUGUAUCAAGUCGGUUAUACAAAGUUAUUUUUCCGGACUGGACAGGUUGGCACACUGGAAGAAACAAGACACCGGACCCUGCAAGGCAUUCUAGGGGUUCAGAAAUUCUUCCGUGGUCGUCAAGCUCGCUGUUAUUUCCAAGAGCUCAAGAAAGGAAUAACUACACUUCAAUCAUUUGUCAGGGGUGAAACCGCAAGAAAGGAGUUUGAGCUUUUGGUAAGAAGGUGGAGAGCAGUUGUUCUCAUUCAGAUGCAUAUGAAGCAGCGGAUUACAAGGAAAACAUUCAAUGACCAGCAAAAGACUAUUAUUCUUUUGCAGUCAGUUAUUCGUGGUUGGCUAGCUAGGAGGCAUUUUGAAAGUUUGCAAAGCUAUAAAGAAUCGAAUAUUGAGCAGAGUAAAGUGGAAAGAAAGGCAGAGCAGAAGCUUCCAGAAAUGAAGGAUUCUGAGCAGAAUGUUCAGGUCCGCUCUUCAGUCUUGGCAGAGCUUCAAAGGCGGGUUCUGAAGGCAGAAGCAUCGCUCAGAGAAAAGGAAGAUGAAAAUGCCACACUGCAACAACAACUCAAGCACUAUGAGACGAGGUGGUUGGAAUACGAGGUUAAAAUGAAAUCCAUGGAGGAGAUGUGGCAGAAACAGAUGACAUCCUUGCAGACAAGUCUAGCAGCAGCCAAGAAGAGCAUCGUUGCAGACAAUGUGGUGAGCCCGCCCAACAUGGUGAGUCCACCUGGAAGGUUGGAUGCUUCCCCAGUGGCAAACUAUUAUGACUCUGAAGAUGCCAUGUCUAUGGAAAUGCACACUCCUGACGCCACGCCUGCAAAAGCACUCACUCACCUUCCUGAUAUUGGAAGGCCAAGGGAACCCGAUGGUGUCCAGGAUGCGGUGGGCCGUCUGGUUAAGGAAUUUGAGCAGCGGAAGCAGGUCUUUGAUGAUGACGCGGGGUUCCUCGUCGAGGUCAAAUCAGGACAGUCAACAUCCAGCAUGAACCCUGAUGAGGAGCUCCGGAAGCUGAAGCUCAGAUUCGCCACGUGGAAGAAAGAUUACAAGUUCCGGUUACGGGAGACAAAGGCAACACUCCAUAAGCUUGGGAACUCUGAAACGGAUAGGGUUAGGAAGAAGUGGUGGGGUAAGCGGAGUACAAGGGCAACAUAGUCAUUCGUGGAUUCAUUGGCAUGUGUUUUUGGCUUUUUUAAGCUGGUAUGCAUUGCUCGGGCGGGAUGCAUAUAAAGCUAAGCUCGUUCUUUCUCGAGCAUGGGUGAAAAGAACCGCUGGAAGGGUGUGCAAGACACCAUUCAUUUUUUGUCCGCGAGGUUUCUGUGAUGCAUCUAUUUAUGGCUCUUCAUAUGCUGCCAUGCUUGUGGUGCAUGAGAAGAGGGUUGUAUAUUUUUCCAUUUUUGUUAUUCGGAGGGGAGGGCUGUUGAAGUUUUUAAUGAGGCAUUUGAAGUUUUUAAUGGGUUUGGGCUGUUGAGUUAAUAUGUAUAUUUUUUAAUGUGAACUGUCAUCUGAAUGAUCAAUGGAAAUGUUGGGCUAGUCUGUUGGAAAACGAUUCUGGCCUUUGUGCUGUUUCUUUUA